CUCCCCGUUAGAAUUUUCUAGCUCUCCCAAUCUCCAUGGUAACCGUAGAUUCGAUUUCCAGAUUUAGCUUUCUCAGUGGAGACUGUAUUAUCUCAAGAAGUUUAAGUUAUGGCGUUUUCUUCUCGAUCAAAAACAACUUUUGGGCUUCCACCAAGAAAGGAGUCUCCAUCAGAACUCACUUUUGACUUGAACAGCUUCGUUCGUCAAGCUCCUCACGAUGAAAAAGACAAACCACUGAACACGGCUCAACAAAGAUUAUGGCUUGACAUCACUCAACUGGAUACAACACAGUUGGAGCAAAUUGACGAUAAAUACAACAGCAACAUGUGGAAGAAUUUCAAAUUUGUUCGCCCAAAAGACAGUGCUGAUCGUGAAAGAGGACGAAAUUCACUGCAGUACCCAGAUGGUAUGAUUGCAGAUAUUUAUCCCUUGUCUGUCCCUAAACCAUCGCGAAUCGGUGACCAUACUUACCAGAAAUUCUUGCAAGAGGUGAAAUUGCCGCCCACGACACAGAAAAUAGUCGGAUGGCAGAAAAAGGGAAAGCAAGAAAUACAGUCAAGAACGUUACAAGUACAAAGCGAAUGUCGUGCACCGCCAUUAGACUGGGAGGGAAAUAUUUUACCCCCAGCAAAAUACAAAAGAUAUCCACGAAUGGAAACUUUACUGUCGCCGGAUCAAUUCGUUGCGUUUUAUCCGUCCUACAGUUCACCAUUUCCGAGGAAAAUACCCUCGAUGCCAUCCAGUUCGCUUUACUCUCUGUCUAGACAAGGAACUCCAUGGCAUUAUGGAUUACGGGUUAGAAGGCCUCAAUACGAUGGAGGCGUUGGAUAGUGGAUAGCUUACGAACGAAUAAACGGCUCAUAUGCGCCAAGAUUCCAUACAGGUGUUGAUUGACAGCAGAAGGCAGAACAAAGUUAAAGAGGAUUUGAUUACGGCGAUGGUAGUUACAGUGAAGACAAGGAAUAACGUCAAACAUCGUUUGCCAUAGAGCCACAACUGGCGGGCCAGAUCGCUCCAUUCAGAGAGACAAUUCCAUCACUAAUCAGAGCAGAUCAGUCAAUUUCUAACUAACAUCCACAAUUAAAAAUGAUUUCAAUUGAAAACAAUUUAGUGGCCAGUGUUAAUUUUGAAAUUGGCUGAUCUAAUUCAAUUUGGAUCAAUGGUGUGUACACUUGAGCAAUGUAACUCAUAGAGUAUGAUGAACCACAUCUUGUAACUCUUUCUCCAGUCAGGAAAGCCUAAGUGUAGCCAUACCCUCCUCCCCAAGGAGAAAUGAAAGAGAGGGUUCCUUCCCUUCUGCUUCUCCUUGGGGGAAGGGGAGGAGGAAAUGGUAAAGCUACAGGUAAGCUUCAAUAGGGAUGGCUGUGUAAAGGAUUUUGACAACCAAAAGUUCAAGCUGUUAACAGCCCACAGAUGAACAAGAAUAACUAACAGCAUUGGUAAACUGUGAAGAAAAUGCUUCUGUGAGCAGUAGCAAGACAAUUAUCUUGUGAGGAUCACUAAAGCCAUAGUCCUUAAUAGUUUGGGUAAUGUUGUUCUCCUAGCCUGAAAGGAACUGAGGAACAGUUGCCACAGUUUAGUUCUUUACAAUAACAUUUUUGUGCAUCUCAGAAUGAUCCUGAUUUUUUCAUUGGGAGAAGGGAAUAAGAAUCUUCACAGAUUAGUUUCAUGCAAAAUAGUCAUCACAUUAUCACAGAGUACAACUCUAGUUUAUUUAAGGAUUCUGAGUGAUGACUAAAAAAUGUCUGCACAGAAUAUAGGAGAGAAAAUGGUUGUCCUCAAUUCUGCAAUCCAUCUCAAUAUUACAAAGAAUUAAGUUAUUUACAUUGUUGGCCUCC
Pocillopora meandrina is the source of this 1838-nucleotide messenger RNA. The record is from the annotation of a GenBank genome assembly. NCBI's taxonomy places the organism in Eukaryota, Metazoa, Cnidaria, Anthozoa, Scleractinia, Pocilloporidae.